AUGCCGAGCUCGCAUCUGGAAGUGCGUCUGUCUCAGGACGAGAAGCGGGUGCCCAUCACCGAGAAGGCUCCUCUCACCGCUGCCUCCUCGCGCUCUGGCUCGACCUACGGCUCCGUCCAAGACGACGUUCUAGUAGACAUCGGCUCGCCUUGCAUUCCCUCCGACGUGCGCUCCAUCAGAUCCGCCAGAUCCCUACGUAAAACCGGUGUUUGGGAAGACCUCAAAGCAUGGACCAACAACGUCCUCUUCGGAAAGACCGCCAAUCUCACCAAAUCCUCAGAAGAGGAGCACCGCGUUGCCUCCAAGCUUCGCGAGGUUGCUGCUCUUGACAGAGACGAAGUCUUGAAACGCUUCGACACCGGAUACAACGGACUUCCCUCAGCCGAGGCGCUCUCCCGUCUCAACAAGUUUGGUCGCAACGAACUCGAGAGUGGCGCGCUCAAGCCCUGGUACAGCAUCAUUUUCCAGGGACUCAUCCAUCCUUUCAACGUUCUCCUUAUGGUUCUCGGCAUCCUUGCCAUAGCGGUCGCCGAAGAUCCUACCACAUUCUAUUUCGUUCUCGUCAUGGUCGUCGUCAGUGUCGGCUUGCGUUCUUAUGAAGAAAUGAAAUCCCAAAAGUCCUUCCAGUCGAUGCGCGAGCUGGUUACGCCUAUGACCAAGGUGCUUCGCCCUGAUGGCGCCGGCUCCUUCAUCGAGACAGAAAUCGCUCUCGCCGAGACUGUUCCUGGUGACGUCGUUGUUCUCCGCCCUGGUGACAUUUUCCCUGGCGACUGCAUUCUCAUCGAGUCCAAGGAUCUCUUUAUCUCGCAGUCCUCUCUUACUGGCGAGUUCCUCCCUGUCGAGAAGUCGACCAACGUCAACGAGCCCGAGUCUGUGUUUGACUUGGCCAACAUCUGCUUCAUGUCUACAUCCGUUGUCUCUGGCCGCGGUCGCGCUGUUGUCAUCUCGACUGCCAAGGACACCUACAUCUCCACAAUCAACUCCACCCUCAACUCUGAAGCCAUGGAGACCCGCAACUCUUUCGACGUCGGUGUCCGCAAGGUCGCUUAUCUCCUCCUCGGAUUCGGUGUCGUCAUGGUUCCUAUUGUCAUUGUCAUCAACGGUCUCACUACUCACGACUGGUACGAGGCUGUUUUGUUCGGCAUGUCGGUUUUGAUUGGUUUGACCCCCGAGAUGCUUCCUAUGAUUCUCAACGCCAACCUGGCCUACGGUGCCGCUGAGAUGGCCAAGCACAAGACCAUCGUGCGUAAGCUCGACGCUAUCCAGACCAUGGGUGUCGUCGAUGUUAUCUGCAGUGACAAGACCGGUACUCUUACCAAGGAUGACGUUGUUCUCACCGAGCACCUUGACUCGUCCAACGCCCAGAACACUGAGGUUCUCAAGUACGCGUUCUUGAACUCGCAUUUCUCUACUGGCUUGAAGAACGUUCUUGACGAGGCCGUUAUCAAGGCUGCCGAGGAGAACGAGGAGGUCCGCACCAACUACGCCCCUACUGAGAAGGGUGAGCUUUUCUCGCUCGUUGAGGAGCUUCCCUUUGAUUUCGUCCGUCGUCGUAUGUCUGUCGUUCUCAAGACUGGCCCUUCCACCACCGAGGUUAUCUGCAAGGGUGCUGUCGAGGAGCUUCUUGAAAUUUGCUCGUCUAUGCGCCAGUACACUGGCAGCGCUUUCUCUGACGUCACUCUUUCGGUUGCAUUCCGUGAGGAGCUGCUGUCUAUCGUCUCCGACUUGAACAACCAGGGUCUUCGUGUUUUGGCUGUUGCCGUCAAGAACAUUCCUGAGAAGGAGUUGGAGGCUGGUGACAGACAGUUCAGCUCUGAGAAGGACGAGAUGGACAUGACCUUUAUUGGCUUCUUGACUUUCUUGGAUCCUCCCAAGGACGACUGCGCGGAGGCUAUUGAGGACUUUGGAAAGUACCAUGUUGGUAUCAAGGUUUUGACUGGUGACAACUUGGCAGUUGCUUGCAAGAUUUGCAAGGACGUCGGCAUUGACACCACGUACACAAUCACCGGUGCCGAGCUCGAGGAGAUCGAGGAGGAUGAGGACGAGUUUGCUGAAGUUGUCGAGCGCUGCACUGUGUUUGCCAAGCUCACGCCUUUCCAGAAAUUCAACAUUGUGAACGCACUCAAGAAGAACGGCCACUCGGUCGGAUUCUUGGGAGAUGGUAUUAACGAUGCGUUGGCGCUUCGCGGCGCCGAUGUCGGUAUCUCUGUCGACACUGCUACCCCGCUCGCUAAGGACGCUGCUGAUUUCAUCUUGCUCGAGAAGUCUCUGAACGUUAUCACUCAGGCUAUCAUCCGUGGCCGCAUCACUCACGCCAACACAAUCAAGUACAUCAAGAUGGCUGCCUCCGGAAACUUUGGAAACGUCUUCUCGGUCAUCAUUGCCUCUGCCUGGCUGCCUUUCCAGCCCAUGACUGGUAACCAGAUCCUGACGCAGAACUUGCUCUACGAUCUUUCCCAGAUUGCGAUUCCCUGGGAUCACGUCGACGAGGAGUUUUUGCUGACUCCGCACCAGUGGUCUGCCGACUCGAUUUUCAAGUUUAUGCUCUACUUUGGUCCUCUGUCUUCGAUCUUCGACGUCUACACCUUCGCUGUGCUCUACUGGUUCUUUGACUACAACACGCCUUUCACCGACGACGUCCAGCACUUCCAGACCUGCUGGUUCUAUGUCGGCUUGAUCACCCAGACUUUGAUCGUGCACAUGAUCCGUACCGAGAAGAUCCCCUUCAUCCAGCGCAACCCGUCCUGGCAACUUGCGGCCGCGACCGGCGUCGUCAUCGCCGUCGGCAUCGCGAUCCCGUACACCCCGCUCGGAACCCGCGUGCUCGACAUGUUACCCGUGCCGGGCCUGUUCUAUCCGUUCUUGAUUCUGGCUAUUGUUGGAUACUUCAUCUCGACCCAGGUCGUCAAGAGAUACUACAUGCAUCGUUACAAGGAGUGGUUGUAA
This is a messenger RNA of Myxozyma melibiosi, 2946 nucleotides long. RefSeq lists its product as uncharacterized. The coding region runs from base 1 to 2946 and encodes 981 amino acids. The record is from RefSeq and is a predicted model, not a curated record. Lineage: Eukaryota; Fungi; Ascomycota; Lipomycetes; Lipomycetales; Lipomycetaceae. Gene Ontology annotation, molecular function: ATP hydrolysis activity; P-type magnesium transporter activity; ATP binding. Gene Ontology annotation, biological process: monoatomic ion transmembrane transport; magnesium ion transport. The transcript is spliced from 3 exons. Gene Ontology annotation, cellular component: membrane.